AUGGCAUUCAAAGUUGUUAUUUUGGGCGAUUCAGGGGUUGGAAAAACUAGCUUAAUCGAGAUGAGAAUGCAGAACUCAUUCGAUAGUGAAAAAAUGCCCACUAUAAAACCUGAUGUUUCCACCUGUGUUGAAAAUGUUGAUGGAAAACAAAUAGAAUUGAAUAUUUGGGAUACUGCAGGGCAAGAACAAUAUUUUUCACUUGCAACAAUGUUUGUCCGCGAUGCAAAUGUAGCUAUUUUAGUCGGGGACAUUACGAAUGAAAUUUCGAUCGAUAAUAUAGGCAAAUGGGAGCACCUUCUGAAAGAAACACAACCAAAUGCAGAAGUUAUUGUAGCUAUUAAUAAAUCAGAUUUAGCUAGAAAUAAUCAAAAAUUGGUAGGUCAAGUUAGAGAUAAACUUAUACAUAAUUAUACGGAUAUUAUGUUUGUUUCGGCAAUUACAGGCAAUAACGUUCCACAGCUAUUCAAAACAGUGGCUCAGAAAUGUCAUAAUAUUAACUUUGAAAGUGAAAAUGCUCUAAAAAUUACUCCAAAGCAGACUGAAAAAAAGGAAUGUUGCUAA
Molecule: messenger RNA, 561 nt
Organism: Trichomonas vaginalis G3
Lineage: Eukaryota; Parabasalia; Trichomonadida; Trichomonadidae
Product: retrograde vesicle-mediated transport, Golgi to ER
Exons: 1
Coding region: 1-561 (186 amino acids)
Molecular function (GO): GTP binding; GTPase activity
Source: RefSeq, a predicted model, not a curated record